UGCGUGACCGGCCUGGCGGCCUCCCCUAUCGAUGUCUGUCUUUUUAUGACCACCUCAAUAUUUUGAACAGGCGAGUGUUGCCAGCAAAGUGUAGGUUGGAACAGGUGACACGAUGAUUCAUUCGACGUGUCCCCUGGUACGUGCUCAUUCCGACGAUUCUGUACCAGGAAACGGAGAUGAAGCUCCAUGCUUGUGAUUAACCUAUAAAUACUCCUCUCCUUGGCCCUUUCACUCGGCACUAAAACUCAAGUUUUCCUACUCUUCGAUCCUCAAAUGGCUUCUCUCCAAGUUUCUAAAACAACCGUAGCGCUGCUUGUUCUUGUGAGCUUAGCUCAGGUGAGCCUGGAAGCGAGAAGGCUAACGAGCUUAGUUCAGCAGCCAGCGGAGCUCCUCACGUACCAUAAUGGAGCUGUGCUCCAUGGCGACAUCCCUAUUUCGGUCAUGUGGUACGGGGCUUUUAGCCCUUCGCAGAAGGCCAUCAUCUCAGACUUCCUCCUCUCCCUCACGCCCACCUCCCAGACUCAGCCAUUGGCCCCUUCCGUGCACCAAUGGUGGGGCACCAUCGACCGACUCUACCUGUCCAAGGCCGGGAGCAUAAAGAAGAGCAGCAUCGCUGUCUUCAGCCAAGUGUCGGACGAGGAAUGCUCGCUGGGCAAGUCGCUGAAAAUGUCUCAGGUGUCGGAGCUGGCGGCCAAGGCCGGUCCGAAGAAGGGCGGCAUCGCGGUGAUUUUCACGGCCGACGACGUGGCCGUCGAGGGAUUUUGCAUGAGCCGGUGCGGCUCGCACUGGUCAAACCGGAAGUCCGACACGGCCUACAUCUGGGUGGGGAACGCAGCGAAGCAGUGCCCGGGCCAGUGCGCCUGGCCCUUCCACCAGCCCUUUUAUGGCCCACAGACGCCGCCCCUGGUAGCCCCCAACGGCGACGUCGGGGCCGACGGCAUUGUGAUCAACCUGGCAAGCAUGGUGGCUGGCGCCGUCACGAACCCGUUCGGAGACGGCUUCUACCAGGGGCCGAAAUCGGCGCCGCUGGAGGCGGUCACGGCGUGCCCCGGUGUGUACGCGAAGGGAUCCUACCCAGGAUACCCCGGAGACUUGAGUGUGGAACCCUCCACCGGGGCCAGCUACAACGCGAAUGGGGUCGACGGUAGGAAAUUCUUGCUUCCUGCUCUGUUUGACCCGUCCACCUCCACUUGCUCUACUCUGGUUUAAGUCUGCGUUGACUGUGUAUAAAGUUAUGGUCCUGUAAAUGAUUUUUUUUUAAAAAAAAUAAUUAAAACGAUC
Messenger RNA from Zingiber officinale, 1281 nucleotides. Its product is annotated as protein PHOSPHATE-INDUCED 1-like. Bases 274 to 1209 code for a protein of 311 amino acids. Lineage: Eukaryota; Viridiplantae; Streptophyta; Magnoliopsida; Zingiberales; Zingiberaceae. The transcript has a single exon. The record is from RefSeq and is a predicted model, not a curated record.